AUGUCUAUUUCAGAAAUCUUGAACACCUAUUCAACCGAUGUUUAUUGGCAAGGUCAAUAUUCCAAGUUGGAGGCAUCUUAUAUCGCAGUAUCAAACCAACAAAUUCUCCAAACUGCAACAGCUUCCGAAGUUGUUUCAAGUGCUUCACAGGCUGUUGCACAAGCUAGUGCAACUAUAUUGCAGAUUAAGAAAGACAACAACCAAUACCAAGGAAUGAUUCCUUCCUUUGGCGGGAAUCUAACUUUUUUGAUCCUGUUUGCUUUGGCAAUGGUUCUUCAUGCUGGUCUUGGCUUUUGGUAUAAACAAUGGUGGGUUAUGGUUUCUUUCUUCUGUGGCUGUGGAUUGGAAUUGGCUGGAUUCGUUACAAGAACUUUAUCUCAUGAAAAUUAUGAUAUUCAGUCUUACUUCUUGUGUCAAAUUAUCAGCUUGACUAUUGCUCCCGUUUUCAUUAUCGGUGGUGUUUACAUAUUGUUGGGGAAAUUCAUUGUAAUCUAUGGUGCUCACUUCGCAUUGAUGAAACCCAUGGCAUGUUCUUAUAUCUUUAUGGCUUGUGAUUUUGUUUCUUUAGUAGUUCAAGCUGCUGGUGGUGCUUUGGCUGCUACUGCAAGUACCAAACAAGAUAAUGCGGUUGGGACUCAUGUCAUGGUUGCAGGAUUGGCUUUUCAAGUGUUCUCAAUGACAGUUUAUGUUCUUUUGUUCUUACAUUUCUUUUACAACAUAAGAUUUUUCAAUAAGAGGAAGCAUGAAGAGAUAUUUGAUUAUUUCAAUCCUGAUUACGAACAAUUAAGAUCGAGAAGAAUUUUUCAAUGGUUCCCUUAUGUUGUUCUCGUUUGUGUUGGAUUCAUCUACAUUCGCUGUAUUUAUAGGGUUGUUGAAUUAGCAGAAGGUUGGUCUGGUUAUUUGAUCACUCAUGAAUCAUUUUUAUUCUUUUUGGAUGCUUUGAUGAUUGCACUAACUUCAUUCACACUAGUGAUUUUCCAUCCAGGGUUUGCAUUUGAUGGGAGAAAUACUGAAAUUGACGUUGUUCGUGGUCCAAAAGAGGAAGCUAACGAUGAAGGUGUUCCUUUGAAUUGCUUGGACAAAAAUGGGAACUUUACUGAAGAAGCAAGAUCUUUCAACAGUGCAGUUUUCAGAAGAGAUAUAAUUUAG
Messenger RNA from Hansenula anomala, 1149 nucleotides. Its product is annotated as RTA1 domain-containing protein. NCBI's taxonomy places the organism in Eukaryota, Fungi, Ascomycota, Saccharomycetes, Phaffomycetales, Wickerhamomycetaceae. The record is from RefSeq and is a predicted model, not a curated record. Gene Ontology annotation, cellular component: plasma membrane; fungal-type vacuole. The transcript is spliced from 2 exons. Bases 1 to 1149 code for a protein of 382 amino acids.